CAAGGAGACGAUUGUCAAAAACCACUGUAAUUUCAUACCGUUUAUCCAGUGUGAUUUAUUUUCUAAUUUUGUUAGUUGCUGGAAUAAAUGGCCGCAAAGUUUUUGACUAGAACAAAAAGUCGCGAUAAUUGGGAUGGAGGUAAACAUCAAACCCGUUUGGAACAUAUUUGUGAUUUGAAUAUUGAUGAUAGUCCUUCCAACGUGAAGAAAACUGGGAUUAUCUGUACUAUAGGACCAGCAUGCGAUUCAAUAGAGAUGAUAGAAAAAUUGAUAGAGAAAGGAAUGAGAAUAUGCCGACUGAACAUGGUUCAUUCUUCAGAAGAGUAUUAUAUGAAAGUGAUAGAAAACAUAAGGAAGGUUGUAUGUGAGAAGUAUGAUGAGAGUCAAGUAGCUAUAGCUAUUGAUAUCACAGGACCUGGUGCUAGAAUAGGAAGAUUUAAGUCUGAUAUUGGAAUAUGUAUAACAUUAAAAGCAGGAGGUACUAUGUUGUUAACUCAUGAUAAGAAAUAUGAAAGUUGUUGUGAUAACCAACAUGUUUAUGUUGAUCAACCUCAAUUCUUCCAUAACGCAGAAAUUGAUGAUGUCAUUUAUAUUGAAGAUGGUCCGCUUUCUUUAAAGGUCUUGGAAAAAACCGAUAACUUAGAGCUAAUUUGUCAGAUAGAAAGUGGUGGAGACAUGGUUAAUUUCCAGCAAUGUCAUAUACCAAAAAAACUUCCUGGUAAACCAGUUUUAACUCAACGUGAUAAAGAUGCUAUUGCCUUCGCCCUAGAAAAUGAUGUGGAUAUGAUACUAGCAUCAUGGGUUUGGUGUUCAGAUCUGAUUCAACAAAUCCGACUGGAGCUGGGUACGAAGGCUGAUGCUGUACAUGUAAUAGCUAAAAUACAGAACUAUGAAGGAGUUGUCAAUUUUGAUGAUAUAUUGAAAGUAAGUGAUGGUGUAUUGGUUGGUAGAGGUGAUUUAGGCAUUGACAUUCCAGGAGAGAAAGUAUUUUUAGCUCAGAAAAUGAUAAUAGGAAAAGCUAAUAGUGCUGGCAAACCUGUAAUUUGUGCUGCUCAGAUGUUAGAUAGUAUGGUACAUAAUGUUCGACCUACUAGAGCAGAAGCUAGUGAUGUAGCUAAUGCUGUAUUAGAUGGUAUAGAUUGUAUUAUGUUAUCUAAAGAAACAGCUGUUGGUACCAACCCAGUUCAAGUUGUAGAAACUCUUUCAGCUAUCUGUCGUGAAGCAGAAUCAGCUGUAUUAAGUGAUAGUGUAUUUAAAGAAUUACAAGAACAAACAGAACCACCAGUAGGUAAAACACAUACUACAGCUAUAGCUGCUGUGGAGGCAGCUAGUAAAUCACAAGCUUCGGCAAUAAUAGUUGUUACUUCAUCUGGAAGCACAGCAGCAAUGAUAGCUAAAUACCGUCCAUCAUGUAUCAUAAUAGCUAUAACAAGAUCACCUAGUACAGCCAGAUAUCUUCAUUUAUUUAGAGGCAUCCAACCUUUACUAUAUACAGAUGAAUGUUCGUAUGAAUGGGUUGAUGAUUUAGAUAGAAGAAUACAUAAAGCGCUGUUAAUGGCAGUUAAUAAUAGUAUAGUUGUAGAGAAUGAUGUAGUGGUAUUAGUAACAGGAUGGACACCUGGUACCGGUCAUACUAAUACACUACGCUUAAUUACCGUUCCUAAUUUAAUUGAAAAUGACCCUCAACAAAUCAUGAAUUUAGUUAAUGCCACGUCUAAUGAGGAGUUUUGA
Messenger RNA from Lottia gigantea (owl limpet), 1731 nucleotides. RefSeq lists its product as hypothetical. Gene Ontology annotation, cellular component: cytoplasm. The record is from RefSeq and is a predicted model, not a curated record. Lineage: Eukaryota; Metazoa; Mollusca; Gastropoda; Lottiidae. Gene Ontology annotation, molecular function: pyruvate kinase activity; potassium ion binding; magnesium ion binding. Gene Ontology annotation, biological process: glycolytic process. The coding region runs from base 88 to 1731 and encodes 547 amino acids. The transcript has 12 exons.